Messenger RNA from Cloeon dipterum, 5896 nucleotides. It is a transcript of the gene Chd1, whose product is annotated as chromodomain-helicase-DNA-binding protein 1. Lineage: Eukaryota; Metazoa; Arthropoda; Insecta; Ephemeroptera; Baetidae. Gene Ontology annotation, cellular component: nucleus; chromatin. Gene Ontology annotation, biological process: nucleosome organization; regulation of transcription by RNA polymerase II. Gene Ontology annotation, molecular function: ATP hydrolysis activity; ATP binding; chromatin binding. The transcript has 23 exons. The record is from RefSeq and is a predicted model, not a curated record. Bases 458 to 5683 code for a protein of 1741 amino acids.
AGCAGUGCGAACGAACCAACAUGGCCGCUGGUUCCAUAGUCGAGUGAAGUUCGUGACGCGUGCAUAAGCCUCCGUAUACGAAAUAGUUGGACUUGUGAACAGCCAUUUGUUAUCGCACCCGCUUCUGCAGCAUCCCGGCACGGAUUUAAGUGACAUUUUAGCCGAAAUCUCGUGUCUGCCGAGGCAUAUUCAACAAAUUCCCUCGCGUCGUCAAGUUGCGGCCUCAAAAUGGAGUCGCAGCCAUGACUCUAUGACGGUGUUGGAUUAGCGCAAACAAUAACGGUGAACAAUUUUGCCCUUUAACUGUUCUCAAAAGGGUUAACCAGUGCUCUUUCGGUGAUUUCGGACCACCUUUUUUGCGGGGCACUCGUGCUAACCCUAAUUUCCACCCGAUUUCGUGAACAUUCCGUGCUCCGAUCCGGUUUGAAUUUUCGCCCCGUGUUUUGCUGAAGUCAAAAUGAGCGACUCUGAAAAUUCGGAAUCGGAUAAAAAUUCAUCGGACUCAGAUGGAGGAUCAAACAAGAGCCAAAAGAGCUCCAAAUCGUCUUCAGGUUCAAACUCUGGCAGCAAUUCGGGCUCAAGCUCAUCAAGUUCAGGUUCUUCCAAAUCAGGGAGCGGGUCUGACUCUGAUUCCGAGAGCACAAAGCAGUCGCCGUCCAAGAGCUCGCCGACGCCGGCUAAAGACACUUCCAGCAAGAGCCGAAAGUCGGACGAUCUGAAGCAGGUAAAGAAGAGAUCAAGCAACGAUUCAGAGUACUGGGAAAGCAAUCCAGAUAUUUAUGGAAUCCGGAGAUCAGGUCGAGAGAGGAAAGAGCCUGAGCGCUUGAAUGUUGCUGAAAGCGAUUCAAGUGAGAGGGGACAGAAGAAAAUCUCAGGCCGACGAGCUUCUAAAAAUUCAAACACCUGGAACAGUGACUCUUCAGAUUCUGACUCUGAACCUGUGAGAACAAAGGUGCCACCGAGUAGGCGUCCAGGAAUCAAGAAGCCGACCCGAAGCAGCAAACCUGCUGCAAGCAAAAGACCUCCUCGCAGAAAGCUCAAAAACUCUGAAUCUUCAGAUGAAACAAGUUUCGAGAGUGAUAACGAUGGAAGGGGGAGAGGCAAUAUGAAACGUGGAGCUGCACAAGUGAGUUACAAAGAAGCGAGCGACGAUGGAACGGGUUCUGAGGACUUGGUUGAAGUAGACGUGAGCACCUAUGAGCCUGCUGAAACUGACAACUCAGAAACGAUUGAGAAAGUCAUUUAUCAUAGGGUUGGCAGGAAAGGAGCCACCGGAAAUCUUACUACUUGCUAUGCUGUGGAAAAAUCUGGAGAUCCCAAUGCUGGAGCUGAAAAUUGUAAUCCAGAGGAACUUGAAGAUCAGUAUCUCAUUAAAUGGAAGAACUGGUCGCACAUCCACAACACUUGGGAAUCUGAGAGGUCGCUCAAAGAUCAGAAGUCUUACGAAUUUCAGGUCAAAGGCUUGAAGAAGUUGGAUAACUUCAAGAAGAAAGAGGACGAGAUAGCUCAUUGGAAAAAAUAUAAUUCUCCUGAAGAUAUUGAAUACUAUGAGUGCAAACUGGAACUGGAACAGGAUUUGCAAAAGAGCUACACCAGAGCGGAACGAAUAAUUGCUGUGUAUACCAAGCAAGAACUUAAAAGUGAUGAACCAAAAACUGAUUACUUAGUGAAAUGGGAAUGCCUUCCAUAUGCGGAAUCCACUUGGGAAGAUGGCGCUUUGAUAGGAAGCAAGUGGCCUGAGAAGAUCAGACAGUUCCGUGAUCGAGAGCAGUCUAAGCGGACGCCUUCCAAGCAAACGCCAUGCUUGAAGCAAAGACCCAAAUUCAAACAACUGGAAGAACAGCCCAAGUACAUGGGAGGAGAUGAGGCAGUUGUGUUGCGAGACUACCAAUUGCAUGGUGUAAAUUGGCUCAUCCACUCUUGGUGCAAGAGAAAUUCCGUGAUACUGGCUGAUGAAAUGGGUCUUGGCAAGACUAUUCAGACCAUUUGCUUCCUAUACUACAUGUACCACGCUCAUGACCUACAUGGCCCAUUUCUUGUUGUUGUUCCACUGUCGACAAUGACAUCCUGGCAAAGGGAAUUCCAGUUGUGGGCGCCAAAAUUGAACGUCGUGACCUAUUUGGGAGACGUCCGCUCAAGAGAAAUUAUUCGAGAACAUGAGUGGAUAUUCCCGCAAUCCAAGAGACUGAAAUUCAAUGCUAUCCUAACAACCUACGAAAUCUUGCUGAAAGACAAGACUUUCUUGGGAAGCAUUGAUUGGGCUGCUUUGCUGGUUGAUGAAGCCCACAGAUUAAAAAAUGGUGACUCACUGUUGUACAAGGCUCUAAAGGAGUUCAGAACCAACCACCGACUCCUUAUCACCGGCACUCCACUGCAAAACUGCCUCCAAGAAUUGUGGAGUUUGUUGCAUUUCAUCAUGCCUGAAAAGUUUGACAACUGGGAGACCUUUGAGGAAGAGCACGGACAGACCUAUCAGAAGGGCUUCUGUAAACUGCACAAACAGCUAGAGCCCUACCUUCUGCGUAGGGCGAAAAAAGAUGUAGAGAAAUCUUUGCCUGCAAAGGUUGAACAGAUCCUCCGCGUCGAGAUGACAUCUCAACAGAAACAGUACUACAAGUGGAUCCUGACUAAGAACUUCAGCGCUCUGAAGAAAGGAAAUAAGGGAUCCUCUCAAUCCUUCCUCAACAUAAUGGUCGAACUGAAAAAAUGCUGUAAUCAUUCCUACCUCACGAAGCCAGUUGACCAUGAACAAAGAACUUCUACUGAAGACUACUUAAAUGCUCUGGUUCGAGGCUCUGGCAAGCUGGUCUUAUUGGACAAGCUUCUUGUUCGCCUGAAGGAAACCGGUCACCGAGUCCUGAUCUUCUCCCAAAUGGUCCGCAUGCUGGACAUUUUGGCUGAAUACUUGCAGCUUCGGCAUUUUUCUUUCCAACGACUUGAUGGAGGCAUCAAGGGAGAACUGAGGAAGCAAGCGUUGGAUCACUUCAAUGCUGAAAACUCACAAGACUUCUGCUUCCUUCUCUCGACAAGAGCAGGUGGUUUGGGUAUCAAUCUGGCCACUGCUGAUACUGUCAUCAUUUUUGACUCGGACUGGAAUCCGCAAAACGAUCUCCAAGCUCAGGCUAGAGCUCACAGAAUUGGUCAAAAGAACCAGGUGAACAUUUACCGCCUUGUUACCAAAAACUCUGUGGAGGAAGAAAUUGUGGAGAGAGCAAAACAGAAGAUGGUGCUUGAUCACCUUGUCAUCCAGCGCAUGGACACCACUGGCCGAACAGUUUUGGACAAAAAAGCAACCUCCAGCUCUGUUCCUUUCAACAAGGAAGAACUGUCUGCCAUAUUGAAGUUUGGCACCCAAGACUUGUUUAAAGAUGAUGAACUAGGAGAUGAUGAGCCAGUUUGCGAUAUUGAUGAAAUCCUCCGAAGAGCAGAGACAAGAGACGAAGAACCAGCUCAGUUAGGAGAUGAGCUACUAUCUGCUUUCAAAGUGGCAAGCUUUGGAAAUUUAGAGACUGACGAUCAGGUUGAAUCAACGGAAGGUGCAGAGGAUGACGAAAGCCAAGAUUGGGAUGAAAUCAUUCCUGAAAACUACCGUCGAAAGGUUGAAGCGGAAGAGAAAGCCAAAGAGAUGGAUGAUCUCUAUUUGCCCCCAAGAAGUAGGAAAACGUUGCAGCAGAUAAAUCAGUCUGAAAGUGAUGAUGGUCGAGGGAAGAAGCGAAAAAAGAAGACAGAGGAAGAGUCGGCUUCUGGUAGUGACGAAGGAGGUGGUUCAGAUGAUGAUCGACCAAAGAAGAGGGGGAGACCUAGAUCCUCUAAUAAAGAGAUGAUCAAAAAUUUCACUGACGCGGAAGUGCGAAGAUUUGUCAAAAGCUUCAAGAAAUUUUCUGCUCCUCUUAAGCGUUUGGAAUCUGUGGCUUGUGAUGCUGAGCUCCAAGAGAAGUCAAUGUCUGAUCUGAAGAAAUUGGGUGAGACCCUGAAGGAUCGUUGCAACAAGAUGAUGGCCGAGUGGACGGCACUGAAGGAAAAUGACACCAACGAUGAUCCUAACCAGAAAAAGCGUGAACGAGGGCCCUCCUUCAAGCUAGGUGGCGUCUCGGUGAAUGCCAAAACGCUCAUAGCCACAGAAAAGGAGUUGGAGCCACUUGAUGAAAUGGUUCCAUCUGAUAGUUCUGAGAGAAGUCGCUGGGUAUUAGACGCAAGGGUGAAAUCAAGUAACUUUGAUGUUGAUUGGGAGAUCGAGGACGACUCCAAGCUUUUGAGAGGAGUGUAUCAGUACGGCAUAGGCUCAUGGGAGGCCAUCAAAAUGGAUCCAAGUUUGGGCUUGAGUGAUAAAAUUCUUCUGAAUGAGGACAAGAAACCUCAAGCCAAACACCUCCAAGCUCGCACUGAGUAUUUGCUAAAAAUUCUGAGAAAUCAACUCAAUGUUAAGCAAGGAGUGACAAAACCUAAGAAACAACGAAAGCAGAGGGAGGUCAAAACUGCUCUGACGAAGCCAAUUAUUGAGCAUGAUGAAGCAUCCUCUGGAGACGAGACCAACAUGUCUGCAGCUAGCAGCAAGAAGAAGGUGAAAGUCAAGGAGGAGCCUGUGAAAAUCAAGGUUGAAGAAGACUCGCGUGAGCCAAAGAAGAAGACGAAGAAGGAGAAAACCUCCAAAAAAGACCAAGGCCCCAUGCACUUCACUGCAAACUUUGAACCUCGGGCAGUGGUAAAAGAAGGUUCUCCAGUUUUCCUGCAGUGCAAAGAGAUGAUGAGACCUGUCAGAAAGGAAUUGAAGGCACUAGGCAUAAUAGAUAAGAAAUCGUCACAAGAAGAACUUGUAAAGAAAGUCAAAAACUGCCUUCUUGAAGUGGGAGCUCAGAUCAAAAGGUGUUUGUCAGAGCACAAGGACCCAGAGAAAAUCAAGGAGUGGAAAGAGUACCUUUGGGAAUUUUCUUCCCAAUUCACCAGCCAUGAUGCAAAGAAAUUGCGCAAGUAUUAUAAGCAGACUAUAAAGGAAGAAAAGCGAUCAAGAUCGGAAAGAGAGGAGUCCGCAACAGUUCCCAAUAGGGAAAAGAAAAACAAGGACAAAGACAAAGCCAGCAGCAGCAAGAAGCGAAAGGCUGACACUGAACCAGAUCACCAGCACUCUCCCAAAAAAUCAAAUAUGGACUCAAAGUCCAAAGAUGAGAGGCAGGAAAAGAACCCGAAGAAACACGAACCCAGGUCUGAGAGUCGCGGUAGCAACUCGGACUCGAGGAGUAGUUUUGAUAAAAAAGAGCGGACCCGUGAUGGUGCACCCACACCCCAGAAGAGCUUCCAACCUGGAAACAACUACGCCAACAGCCCCCACAGCCGACCAGAUGUGGACAGCCGCUGGGGCAAUAGCAGCUCAAGUAGAGACCGAUACGGAGGAGGAAACGUGGGAGACAAGCGCGACAAUUACCGCCCGAUGCAGAAAAAUUAUAACAGGGAAAGGCACAACAGGCCUCCUGAUAACAGAAGGUUCAACCAAGGUGGGCCACCUAGCAGUUUUGGAGGCAGCAAUACUGGAAACCACUUUGGUGGAGCGUUCCACGGCGGCAACUCUUACCAGCCUGGAAAUGAAUCAUUUCACAGGGAUAGAUAUAUGGGUCAAAAUUCAGAUAGUUACCCUGACUGGAGGUCGAAUAACAGGCGAGAGUUUGAUAACCGAAGACCUCAAAACUAAAUUCGGGCUAUGUGUGCAACACAAGGAUAAAAUAAAAAAAAAAUAGUGCGCACCAAUGAAAAACUGAAAAACGCUUGUUUAUAAUUUUAGUUAUCAAUGUCAACUCCUGCUUUUGUUGUUCUACAGAUUGAUUGAAUGAAUGCAAUAUUUUGGUAACAACUUGAUCUGUGACAAACAAAGCUGUGCGCCUGUAUUUUAUACAAAGUACGGUUC